AUGGCUUCAGAAUUUGAUAUUACACUGGUUAGGACUCGUUUUCCUGCUUUGAACGCAGAGCAGGUGUUGCUUGACAACGCAGGAGGCAGCCAGGUUUUGGACACUGUGAUCGAAUCGAUUACAUCUUACCUCUCUACCACCAAUGUUCAAUUGGGAGCGACUUACGGCAUAUCUCGGGCAGCCACCGUCGCAUUUUCUAAGGGCUAUGAGGCGGCGGCAGAGUUUAUCAAUGCGAGUCCUGAUGAGAUCUGCCUGGGUAUAUCAACAACUCAGCUCUUGCACAACCUUUCGACCGCACUCAAGUUCCAACCCGGCGAUGAGCUGGUGCUCUCGAAGCUAAACCACGAAGCCAAUAUAGCCGCCUGGGUUCGGAUCGCCGGACGGCUGGGUUUGCAAGUGAAGUGGUGGUCGGCAUCGGAUCCGACAAACCCUGUUUGUGAUUUGGAUGAGCUGAGCCAAUUGCUCUCGGAGAAGACGAGGCUCGUUGCUUGCCCACAUGCUUCAAACAUCACGGGAACAAUCACGAAGGUCAAGGAGAUUGCGGAGCUCGUUCACCAGUAUCCACGAGCUCUCCUCUGCGUGGAUGGGGUUGCGCUUGCACCCCAUCGUCAGGUAGAUGUGAAGGAUCUCGAUGUCGAUAUUUAUGCGUUCUCAUGGUACAAGGUCUACGGGCCGCACAUUGCUCAGCUAUACGUCUCGUCUCGGAUUCAUGAUCAGAUCGACAGCCUUGGCCAUUUCUUCAAAGGCACAGACACGCUGGACCUGAAGCUCAAUCUAGCAUCCGCCAGCUACGAAGCGACACAGAGUAUUCCUGCGGUGCUUGAAUACCUUGGACCCAAUCCUGCAGCUACAUGGGACAAGAUCGCCGCUUAUGAAGAGAAACUGCAGGCGAUACUGCUGGACUAUCUUAGAAGCGAGGAUCAGAUUACGAUCUGUGGGGAGCCAUCAGCAAGCAAGGAGCUUCGCGUCCCGGUAAUCAGUUUCACAGUGCAAGGCAUCAAGAGCCAAAAGGUCAUUGAAGAAGUCGAGCGGCGGACGCGAUUUUGUUUCCGCAAUGGACAUAUGUACAGUCACCGGCUGUUGAAGGAUAUCGUAGGUUUGGAGGAUGUCGAAGAUGGCGUAGUACGGAUCAGCAUGCUGCAUUACAACACUGAGGAAGAAAUCACCCUCCUGGUCGAGAGCUUGAAAGAAAUCAUUAGCACUCUGUAA
This is a messenger RNA of Aspergillus pseudoviridinutans, 1209 nucleotides long. Its product is annotated as putative aminotransferase. NCBI's taxonomy places the organism in Eukaryota, Fungi, Ascomycota, Eurotiomycetes, Eurotiales, Aspergillaceae. The coding region runs from base 1 to 1209 and encodes 402 amino acids. The record is from RefSeq and is a predicted model, not a curated record. The transcript has 8 exons.